Molecule: messenger RNA, 2411 nt
Organism: Cololabis saira (Pacific saury)
Lineage: Eukaryota; Metazoa; Chordata; Actinopteri; Beloniformes; Belonidae
Gene: gja4
Product: gap junction protein alpha 4
Exons: 2
Coding region: 128-1273 (381 amino acids)
Biological process (GO): cell communication
Cellular component (GO): connexin complex
Source: RefSeq, a predicted model, not a curated record
AUCUUUUUAAAGAAGGCAGAGCAGCCCAGCUGCAGUGCGGAGCGCGACUCGGGAGAAAAACUACACGGAGAGAAGGGAAGACUGAAGGAGACGCAACACAGCUUCACGAGAGAGAAAGGAGCAGAGGAUGUCCAGAGCUGACUGGUCCUUCCUGGAGCACCUGCUGGAGGACGGCCAAGAGUACUCGACGGCUAUCGGUCGCGUCUGGCUUACUGUGCUGUUUCUGUUUCGCAUGCUGGUGCUGGGAACUGCUAUCGAGUCUGCAUGGGAUGACGAGCAAGCCGACUUUGUCUGCAACACCAAGCAACCUGGCUGCACCCCUGUCUGCUACGACCGAGCGUUCCCCAUAUCCCACUUCCGCUACUUUGUCCUCCAAGUCAUCUUCGUCUCCACGCCGACCAUUUUCUACUUUGGAUAUGUGGCUAUAAGGGCCAGGAAGGAUCCCAAAAGUGAAGAAGGGAAGGAUGACGAGCAGGAAAAAGUGAUUGAGAUUGAGAUCAAAAGGAGUGAUAACAAUGUGACUAAAGGCAAUGCAGAAGAAAAGGAGAAAGACAAGAGCAGUGGGAAUAGUAGAACAACUAAUAAGGCCUCUGUUGAGGUUCCUAAACUAAAAGGGAGGCUGCUGGCUGCAUAUGCAUUCAGCAUCCUGUUCAAGGUUCUCCUUGAGGCUGGAUUUAUUGCUGGGCUUUGGUUCCUCUAUGAUGGCUUCUUCAUUAAGGACAAGUUUGAGUGCACAGGCUUCCCUUGCCCUCACGUGGUGGACUGCUUUGUCUCACGCCCCACGGAAAAGACCAUCUUCACCAUCUACAUCCAGGUGAUUGCUGCCAUCUCCCUGCUCCUCAACGUCAUUGAGCUCAUCCAUCUGGUCAUGCUUGCCAUUUCUCUGCGGCUGGAGAAACGCUACCGCAUCAAGCAGCUAGACUACCUACCUCGGCCUAAGCAGGUACCGGCUCGACAUGAGCCUCUGGAGCCUCCGACGGAGGUGCCGCAGGCCUACACGGGCCCAGGGAGUCACACCAGCUUCCCCACGCAGGAUGAGGCCGCAUUAGAUACCAAUCCCUGUGAGAGUCACGAGGAUGUGACAAUAGAGGUGAACUGGGAACCUGGAGAGGCUGGAGGUGACCUGCUUCCCAGCUACGUGAACUACAUGGGUGCAAUGAGGAAGACGCAUCUCCCUAGAUGCCAUUAUAAGAAACACCACACUGGGAAAAGUCCAAAGAAAAGUCCAAAGAAUGCUCAUAAAGGAUACUCAAAACAAAAACAUUACGUAUGAUGCAGUAUGUCGUCUAUGUGCAUGAAGCAUUUUGUCUGCUUCUAAAGUCUCUCUCUUUUUAAAAUACUAUCUAGAAACUGUAAAAGAUGAGAGAGAGUCCUCUGUGAACCCAGAGACAAACAAAUCUCUUCAAAAUGAACCAUUUUGGCUUCAAGUGUAAGUGCUGAACUUGAGGAAAAAAAUAAUAAAUACCGCUAGCGGGGGUCUGUGGAGGACCUUCUUUGGGAGUGUUUAUGUGAGGGAAUGCAGAUUUAAGCCCAUUCCCCUGAGAUUUGCACUGUAACCCCCCCCCUGAGCUGUUUGGAGCGGCCUCCUCUCGCAGUGGCUCUAUCCUCACCACAGAAUGUCCCGCUCUCUGGAUCCUACUUAACUCCCGGGAGGAUAAUUGCAGCCUGGACGCAGGCACGCAUGCAUGCAUUCGCAUAAUACACUUUUCCUCUUUCACCCAGUGAGUUCUGGUCACUCAAGUCGAUGCAGAGUGGGAAAGGCAGGCGAAAAGCAAAGGGGGAAGCCAGAGUUUGGAAUUUGUGGGAUUGGAUGUGACUCAUCAUUGCCAGUGACCAUAUUAUUUCAGCUACCAGGACAGAGGGAGAAAGGACCACGGCAGCACUUGGGAGAAUUGUUAUUGCACAUCGAAUGGACUGAAAGCGGUACAGGAAUGUACAAAUUCAGCAAAAGGAUACGGCUGACUAUGUGAAAACUUCCUUUAACAGCCUUUUUUAUGCAUCGUUAAGUAAAACCUGCGCUGAUAUUUAUUAUAUUUGAAGAAAAUAAAGCUCAAAGCAUAAAUAAUUAACAAUUACAUCCUCAGUUCAUGACAUAAUCUUCACAUAACAUGCCACAUAACAUAUAAUAUAUUUCUAUACUCUUUGAAACAAUAAUAAAUAUGCCAUAGAGAGGCUCCAUGCUUUUCAAAUUGUGUAUAGAUGGUUUUAUUUACGUUCCUUUGCAAAAGCAGGGAUGAGAUGAGAUUUCAGUUGUACCCCUCAAGAAAAUAUUGCUUUUGUGCCCAAAUUGCCCCUCUCUGAGUGUUGUUGCAACAAGAGGACCUGAAUUACUCACAGUAACAAAUUGAACAGAGGAAUCCAGAGUUGGGGAUGAGGGUUAUGUAUCAUGAGUACAGCCUCCUGAGAGAAUA